Molecule: messenger RNA, 6501 nt
Organism: Choloepus didactylus (southern two-toed sloth)
Lineage: Eukaryota; Metazoa; Chordata; Mammalia; Pilosa; Megalonychidae
Gene: VEZF1
Product: vascular endothelial zinc finger 1
Exons: 6
Coding region: 2511-4067 (518 amino acids)
Biological process (GO): regulation of transcription by RNA polymerase II
Molecular function (GO): DNA-binding transcription factor activity; RNA polymerase II cis-regulatory region sequence-specific DNA binding
Source: RefSeq, a predicted model, not a curated record
CACCACCCGCGGGCCCAGAGAAAAGAGGGCGCCGGGCCGCUGGAUAGCGCGGGCCGCUCGGCCAAGGCGCGCCGUACCCGGCGCUGCACCGGGGGUGAGGGGGUCCGCGGGUCCUACUCUGAGUCUCCUUCCCACCGCCCCCCCCUUCAUCCAUCCUUCGCUCACUCUCCUUCCUCUUUCACCUCGUCCUCUCCUUUUUUUGUUGACUUUCUACCGCCGCUCCCCCCCCAUCCGCGAGAAUAGCGGGUGUCCCUGGGUUCCCCCGCCACUCCCCUUUCCCGCUGCCCCUCCUCUUGUUUACCCAGUUGGGGGGUGUUGCGAGUGUGUAUCCCCCUCCCCAAACUUUUUUAUUGGAUUUACAUUUUUUCUUUCUCAAGCCUCAGCCGAGCCUUGGCAGCUGACACCCUCUCCCUCCGUCCAGCUCUCCCGCCGUCCCAUUCAGCCCGGGGAAUCCCCCAGCCAGGCCGGAGCGGGGAAAGCGGUGGGGGCCGGGACUGCAGGAGGCCAGACUUUAUCUCGGAGCUCUUUUCUCUCCGGUCCCACCUUGAACGUUUCUUCCAACCAAGUAGGGGAGACGGAAAGUGGGGAGAGCAAACAGAGUCCGCUGACAAAGCCCCCAGAUGAAUCACUCGUUGGGGUGUUGGUCUUCGCUUUUUGCAAGAAAGUUAAAAGUGACUGUAGCCGAUACGUUGGCAAUCUGUUUGCCUGUCCACCUUAGGUGGGGGACCCCUGUUUGAGAGACCUGGGCUGGAACUUUGUUUUUCCUCCUUUAUUUCUAUUUGCAAACGAAGCACUUAGUGGGCAGUAGUGAUGAGCUCACGGGGAAACUUCGGAACCGGAGGAGGUUAGGAAGCUCGUCACUCUAAGUGCGUUCUUCCCGCCUCUCUGGGUUAUUUUCCUUCUUCGAAUAACUUCGUGAAAUCCCAGACGCGUAGCUUGGGCUCUUGAGGACUUUUGGAACUAACCAGGAACGGAUAUAGAAUUUUCAAAAAAUUUUUCACCCAGCCACUUGGAUCCAUCCCAGUGAAAUAAAUAUAGGGAAUUGAGGAUUUCAAACAUUACCUAUUGUGUAUAUCUGGUUUGUUGUUUUAAAACACAUUCUUUCAAAUGAGGGUAAUUUGAUUUUUUAAGUAGUUGUUGAGAAAUGUUCAAGCUUCUUAAAGUUGAAGAUACUCAAAAUUAUGGAACUCAAACUUCCCCCUUUUCUCAUUCUGAUCUAGUAUUAUUUUAUUACACUUUGAUGAGCUUGAUAAUAAUGUGAUAAAGCAACUUAAAAUGCAUGGGAAAAGAAAUGAUACAUAACUAGCUGGCAUCCAGGUUGGUGUAAAGGUGGCAAGUUCCUCUAGAAAAAGCUUUUGAAUGGUCAUUUAAAAAUAUGAGAUUAAUGGACUUCUGAAGUGAUUAUCAUGUGAUGGAUGAUUUAGAUUUGCCAUAUUAAACCUGAUGUCUGUAAACUUAAUGAAGAUUGGAAAAAAACAAGAGUUCUUUGUGUAAAAUAAAAACAUAGUCUUUGGAAAGGUAAUUGAGAAAUCUUUUGGAAAUCCUUAUUAUUCUUUCCCUGGAUAAAUCUAAUACUGAACAUUUGUUGAUCAAUUUUUAAAUUAGAUUUUUAUAUUAUAUUUUUUUCAGCUAUUAAAAUCUUUUUUUCUACCUGAUGGAGAAGUGUGAAACUAAUAUUUGAUCCUGGGCUUGUCAAGGUGUGCAGUGAAAAUUAUUGGAAAACAUAAUUUAGAGCCGAGGAGAGUUGAAUGGGUAAAGAGACUAUUUCAGUCUUUCCUAUGGAAAGGUAUGAAUAGAUUUAAUCAGUUACGGUUUUAAGUACUUUUCACUGGGGAAACUGAGAGUUAAACUUUCUUGUUUCCUGGAGCAUCCUAUUGAAUUUAUAUUUUAAAACAAUUUAACACCUGCUUGCUUUCCAGAUAACCUGGUGGAAAGUGAAAGCUAUAGCUGUUAAAAUGUUUGAUGAAUGAUUCUCCUAACAGGACAUUCAAGAUAUGACUCACCCAUGCUAAUUUGCUUCAGUACAAAAUCUUUUACCCUCUGGCACUGGAGAUUUCAUGGUGCUGUAUCCUACCACCUUGGGUGAUAAAAUAACAUUUCUGUUUUGUUUUUUGCCAUCCUCAAAAAGAAAAUUUGGGCAGGGUUAAAAAGCCUUACAGUGGAAAGAGAUGGGAGAUGAAAUUGAAACUGAUUUGAUGAUGCUAGUCAAAAGCCUACCCAGAAAUUCUAUUUUUAAAAAUAAAUCAUUUUAUUGAAGGCAGGCUGUGGUUGUUACUUUACUCUGUCUCUCCCCCAGAGAACAAGUUGGGAAAACACAGUUCCCCUCUUAGAAGGCUUCAUGUAGAAGUGUGAGGAUCCUAGGAAUCCUCAGGGAUUGAUUCCUGUAGUGGUCCAGGCAUUCUACAGCAUUUCACCCAAGAAGCAGGGGCCUGGUGUGACCUCGUGUGAGAGUGAGCUUCAGCAGUGCUGUAAAAAUACUUUAUGUUGCCACAGACAUCUGAAUUGGUAAAAUGGCAGCCCACGAAGCCUCCCAUCACCAACAGCAGGCAGCACAGAACAGCUUGCUGCCCCUCCUGAGCUCUGCUGUGGAGCCCCCUGAUCAGAAACCAUUGCUUCCAAUACCAAUAACUCAAAAACCUCAGGCUGCACCAGAAACAUUAAAGGAUACCAUUGGGAUUAAAAAAGAAAAACCCAAAACUUCAUUUGUGUGCACUUACUGCAGUAAAGCUUUCAGGGACAGCUAUCACCUGAGGCGCCAUGAGUCCUGCCACACAGGGAUCAAGUUGGUGUCCCGGCCAAAGAAAACCCCCACCACAGUGGUUCCACUUAUCUCCACCAUCGCUGGGGACAGCAGCCGAACUUCGUUGGUCUCCACCAUUGCAGGCAUCUUGUCAACAGUCACUACAUCUUCCUCGGGCACCAACCCCAGCAGCAGUGCCAGCUCCACAGCUAUGCCCGUGACCCAGUCUGUCAAGAAACCCAGUAAGCCUGUCAAGAAAAACCAUGCUUGUGAGAUGUGUGGGAAGGCCUUCCGAGAUGUAUACCACCUCAAUCGGCACAAGCUCUCCCAUUCAGACGAAAAGCCUUUCGAGUGUCCUAUUUGUCAUCAGCGCUUCAAGAGGAAGGACCGGAUGACCUACCAUGUGAGGUCUCAUGAAGGAGGCAUCACCAAACCCUAUACUUGCAGUGUUUGUGGGAAAGGCUUUUCGAGGCCUGACCACUUAAGCUGUCACGUAAAACAUGUCCAUUCAACAGAAAGACCCUUCAAAUGCCAAUUUUCCUCCCUCAUGCAGACAUGUACUGCUGCCUUUGCCACCAAAGACAGACUGCGGACACACAUGGUACGCCACGAAGGCAAGGUAUCGUGUAAUAUCUGUGGGAAACUUCUGAGUGCAGCAUACAUCACCAGCCACUUAAAGACACAUGGGCAGAGCCAAAGUAUCAACUGUAAUACAUGUAAACAAGGCAUCAAUAAAACAUGUAUGAAUGAAGAGACCAGCAACCAGAAGCAGCAGCAGCAGCAGCAGCAGCAGCAGCAACAGCAGCAGCAGCAGCAGCAGCAGCAUGUGACAAGCUGGCCAGGGAAGCAGGUAGAGACACUGAGACUAUGGGAAGAAGCUGUCAAAGCAAGAAAGAAAGAAGCUGCUAACCUGUGCCAAACCUCCACGGCUGCUGCAACACCUGUGACUCUCACUACUCCAUUCAAUAUAACAUCCUCUGUGUCAUCUGGGACUAUGUCAAACCCAGUCACAGUGGCAGCUGCAAUGAGCAUGAGAAGUCCAGUAAAUGUUUCAAGUGCAGUUAACAUAACCAGCCCAAUGAACAUAGGGCACCCUGUAACUAUAACCAGUCCAUUAUCCAUGACCUCUCCUUUAACACUCACUACCCCAGUCAAUCUCCCCACCCCUGUCACUGCCCCAGUGAAUAUAGCACACCCUGUGACGAUCACGUCUCCAAUGAACCUGCCCACGCCUAUGACAUUAGCUGCCCCUCUCAAUAUAGCAAUGAGGCCUGUAGAGAGUAUGCCUUUCUUACCCCAAGCUUUGCCUACAUCACCACCUUGGUAAGCAGUAUUAAAAAAUCAAAAUAUGGGUUUAAAGUAAAUAUUUACCAGCAACUUAUUUCUGGUUGAUUAAAGCAAGAAGUAAACCUCGAUGAAAUUGGGAGAUUUUAUUACGUUAGUUAAUAAGAAUGUAGUAGCAUUUUUUUCCAAUUUGAUUGGGAUUGUUCAAAGUAGGGUGAGUAUGUAACUUAUCCCUGAACCACUUUAGUUUAAUCAGAAAUUCCUUUUAGCUAACAGCAUUGCUUAAACAGGAUAUUAGUUGGCAAGAUGAAAUGCCAGAAUUAAAACCAAUCAUAAAAAAGCAAAACCCAUUUCAAAAUAAAACAAAAACAGCAUUACUGUUUCUAAUCCCCCAAAAUCGUUUAUUCUAAACACUAGCAGAACUCUUUUCGCUAAACAAGGUGGAUGGCUGACUUUAACCUGAAGUUCUAAAUCCAUGGACUGAGAGCUAGUGUAGAAUUGUCUAUGUUUAUUGUUUUUAUGAGUAAAUACAUGCAUUGUCAUAAUAAAAUGCAUUUCAGAGAAUAUGCAUUUUACCUUUGGGAAUAUGUUAAUUUCAGGCAGCAUUCCCUAUGGGAAAGGUGAUACCAGCUCUGAUAUGCAAAGCAUAUGAUAAUUUAUCAUUCUAACUUCAACAUAUAAUAGGGAUUGUGACCUGAUAUUUGGAGAUGUAAAUAUUGCUUAGCAUAUUAAUCCUGAUGGACUGUAGCAUUGUAGUUGACUUUUUAAAAAAAUUAAAACUUAAAAAAAAAAAAAGAAGAAGAAGAAGAACCCAACCAAAAUAUACAAAUUGUGUUUUGGUAAGAAAAGGCCACAAGUGACAGAAAAGUCAAGCAUGCGGACAGGCAAGCUCCUGAUGAAUGGAGGCCAAUGGGACUCUCCUAUUCAGGAGCCAAGGAGUACUUUGGAACAGUUAAAAUAUAUUGCUUUAAAUUGGAAGACCCUGGAGGCACUGGGAUGUGAUAUGCCCCUCUCUCCCAAUCAGACCCUGUUGAUGUUACAACAGGGACAGAUGUGUUAGUUGCUCACUAGAGUUUAUGUCUUAUAUUAAAUUGUAUACAGUUUUUAUUCUAACCACUAACUAGGUAGUAUGCCCCUUCAGAACAAGCAGACUGUAUUUUUUUUUAAUUUCCCCUUCCGUUUCUUAAUCAAGUAUUGUGCAGAUUUGUUCAACUUUGUAAAUAUGGACAUCACCUUUUUUUUUCUUUGAGAAAACACUUGUAUCAGCUUUGUGGUAUUUUCAGGGAGAUAGCCGUCUGCACUCCCUGUGGAAACCCAGCAAUGAUUAUGCACGUUGAGACGUGCUUUUUAUUUCUUAGCAGGAUGUUUUAUUUCUGUACAUAAAGUAGAAACCAAAAGCUAGGGAAACAGAUACUUUAUACCAUCAUGCCACACAUUAAUGUUUUUUAAACACUGUGUUUUAAAAAAAAAAAAACUAAGACCAAGACGCUCUGAUUUUUUUUUUUUUAAGUUGCAAUAUGUUUGGGGUUCUUUUUUUUUCCUUUUUUAAUCUUGCAGUUAAGAGAAAUGGAAAUUAGUUGUGUUAAUCUUGCAGAAUGUUUGCAGGACUGACUAUCAAACUGGAUGACUUCCGUUUAUACCCCACUGUGUCAGUUCAAGCAUCAGAAUACCUUGCAUCUGAGGCAGACUUCCUACAUCAGGGACAGGUAUCUGUGUGUCAUUAUACAAAACAGUUCUAGGGGGUUGAACUACAUAGUAAAAAAUAAAAUAAAUAGUACUUAGUGUAAAAUAAUUUUAUAAAUGAUCUUUUGUACUUUAGGACAUUAAAUUGUACAACUUUUGUAUAUAUAAAAGCUUAGGAACUUUCUGUUUAGCAGGAAGGCAACACAUUCCUACACUUUUAAUGUAUAUGUUUGUUAUAAUGUCCAUGUAAACAUGCCCUAUGUUUGUGCCUUUUAAUUAGUUUGUCUCAAUAAACAAAAUGUAGAGAAAAAUAUGUAGCUAUGACUUUGUUACAAUUGUUCUUAUUCACAGUACAAAGAACGUUUGUUUUUACUACGUAGAGCAUAAUGUGUGGACUACUGGGAGGACUCAUGUAGGGAAGGCCCAUGCAUGGCCCUGCUGAGGCCUGGAUUGGGCGGGCGGUGGCCACAUUUGGAGGAAGCCCAUAUUUUCUGGCAUGCAGCCUCAGAACCAGGUUCUGGCUCUGCCUGCUGGGACCUUUCAUCUCUACCUGGCUGGGCUGACAAUCAUGAUCCUCCAUGAUUCAUACAGCCCAGGCUUCCUCCAUAAUGGCAUAAGGAGCAGUCCUCAGUGGGGGCAGGUGUGGGCCCUACCCCUAGGCUAGAGUAUGGUCGUCUGAACCCUGAAAGUAUUAGUUCUUUAAAAAAAACAAAAAGAUAUUUACUAGAAAUGAUUGUUUUAUCAAUUCAUUGUAUAAUAAACAGGAGUGAGACUUCAUUGUAUGACAGUUAAAA